GGGGCCAGCAUGAGCCGGAGGGAGGGAAGUCUGGAAGAUCCCCAGGCUGCCUCCUCAGUCCCAGGUCUUCCCCACUUGGAGGCCAAGAUCCGGCAGACACACAGCCUAGCCCGCCUCCUCACCAAAUACGCGGAGCAGCUGCUCCAGGAAUAUGUGCAGCAUCAGGGCGACCCCUUCGGGCUGCCGGGCUUCUCGCCACCGCGGCUGCCCGUGGCCGGCCUGAGCGCCCCGGCCCCGAGCCACGAGGCGCUGCCGGUGGCCGAGCGGCUGCGGCUGGACGCGGCGGCGCUCGCGGCGCUGCCCCCGCUGCUGGACGCCGUGCGCCGCCGCCAGGCCGAGCUGAACCCGCGCGCGCCGCGCCUGCUGCGGCGCCUGGAGGACGCGGCGCGCCAGGUCCGGGCCCUGGGCGCCGCCGUGGAGACCGUGCUGGCGGCGCUGGGUGCCGCCGACCCGGGGCCCCGGCCGGAGCCGCCCGCCGCCGCCGCCGCCGCCGCGGGCACCUUCCAGGCCAAGGUGCUGGGGCUCCGCGUGUGCGGCCUCUGCCGCGAGUGGGUGAGCCGCACCGAGGGCGACCUGGGCCCGCUGCUGCCCGGCGGCCCGGCCUGA
This is a messenger RNA of Lepus europaeus (European hare), 606 nucleotides long. RefSeq names its product cardiotrophin 1 (gene CTF1). The coding region runs from base 10 to 606 and encodes 198 amino acids. The transcript is spliced from 3 exons. Lineage: Eukaryota; Metazoa; Chordata; Mammalia; Lagomorpha; Leporidae. The record is from RefSeq and is a predicted model, not a curated record.